AUGAGAAAACAUUUGAUAAAUUAUUCAACAACAGCCACAACAACAACAACAUCACGAGGAGGUGGCUUUUUGAUAGGAGGAAGAACAAUAUUUAAUAAUAAUACUGGUCAUAAUUUAUUAUCAAGGAUUAUCGGAGGAGGAAUAUUAACAACUAAUAACAACACUGCCAAUUAUUCAAUUUUAUCUAAACGUAAGAAAAUUGAACAAAAGAUUAAUCAAGUAAAACAACAAAUUCCAAAGGAUCAAUUUAAAAGUAAAAUUAAUCAAUUAUUUACUAGUGAAAAAGUGGACCAAUUCAUUGAAAAACAAUUUCCGAAUGAUUAUAAAGAUUUGAAAAAACGUGAGGAAUUAUUGAAUAUUGUUGAUGAGCCUAUUGAACAAGAGGAACAACAAACUUCCAAUGAGCUGUCGAAAAUAGAUACAAAUAACAAGAAGGCUAAAAACACUGUUCAGGAAAGAGUUUCAUUCAAGGAUAUGUUAACUAAGGAGGAAAAGAUUGAACUCACUUUGGAGAAUUUACAUAAAAUCUUUAAACGUACAGCUGAACAUUCACCAAAGAAUUCUAAAGUAGUGAAGGUAACAAUUGUUGGUAAUCCUAAUGCUGGUAAAUCGACAAUUUUGAAUCGAUUUGUUUCAAGAAAGGUUUCGGCAGUUUCACCAAAAACUCAAACAACACGUUCUAGAUCAUUGGCUGUGUUAAAUAAUGAGGAGAAUCAAAUUGUAUUUUUUGAUACACCAGGUAUAUUGAAUAUGGAAUAUUCUAGAUUGAAAACAGAUAAAACUGCCAGAGAAACCAUUGAAGGAUUACAAGAGGAAUCAUGCUUAACAUUGGAUUUGGCAGAUGUUGUUUUACUUUUAAUUGAUGUUACUAAACCAUUGAGAGAAAUUGAUCAUAUUUUGGAUUUAAUUGCCAAUUAUGCAAAGAAAGAUAAGCAAUUCCACUUGUGUGCCCUCAUUAACAAAUCUGAUAUGGUUGAAAUGGAUAGAUGUGAAGAAUAUAGAUUUGAAUUGGUUCGUUCAGGGGUUUUCAAUCAGGCCUUUAUUAUCAGUGCCAAGACUGGGUAUGGUAUGGAAAGUGUUAUCAAAUACUUGUGUGAAAAGACCCGUGACAGAAAAUGGUUUUUCGAUAAGGAUCAAGUUACUCCUGGAAUCACAACCAUGGACACUAUUAAGGAAAUUAUUAGAGAGAAGCUCUAUAGAAGAUGUAAUAAGGAAAUUCCAUAUCAAACUGUAAUUAAUAUUACCAAAUUGGAAUUGUCAAAAUCUGGUGAACAUUUAAUCAUUGAUGCUGACUUAAUUGCGAGAACAAACAGUCAACUCAAAAUCAUUCAACAAUCCUUAAAAUAUAUUCACACCUAUGCCUUGGCCGAUUUACAUAGAAUUUACAAAGUUAAUAUUCACUUGAAUUUUGGUUUAAAGGUCAAAGAGGUCAAAUAA
Molecule: messenger RNA, 1437 nt
Organism: Naegleria gruberi
Lineage: Eukaryota; Heterolobosea; Eutetramitea; Acrasida; Naegleriidae
Exons: 1
Coding region: 1-1437 (478 amino acids)
Biological process (GO): ribosomal small subunit assembly
Molecular function (GO): rRNA binding; GTP binding; ribosomal small subunit binding
Source: RefSeq, a predicted model, not a curated record